GCCUCAGAGUGCACACGACUAUUAUGAGGAUUAUUUGAAAAUAAUAAUUUUUAUUGUUUAAGAUGCCAAGCGAAAGUGACAAGAAGGACGAACUAAGAGAAGAAAUAGAGAGUUUCACUGGUGAACUCAAACAAGGAACAAGCCAAAGCUCCUAUUAUGUUGCCCUGAAGACUGUUUGCUUGUUGAGGAAGAUCAUAGCUCAACGGAAAUGGCAAACUGCAAAGGAUGUGAUGGAGGUUCUGAAGGAAGAUGGCAGGAAGAUAAUGAUGUCACAGCCAUCAGAGACAGCCGUGGGUAAUAUGGUGCGGCGUGUGCUUAAACUUGUAAGAGAGGAAUAUGCCAGUGCAUGUGCAGGCAAGUCCGAGGAGGGAGACCCACAGGAAUCUUUACAUAAACUCUUAUUAGCUGAGGGUGAGAUAGAUGACUACAGUCGAGUGGUACCAACUCUUAAGGUGUCUGUGAUUGAGGCUCUCAAUGAACUUAAGGUGGAGUUAGAAAACAGUGCUGACAAUAUUGCUGGACAAGCAUUAGAACAUAUACACUCUAAUGAAGUAAUAAUGACUGCUGGCAAGUCCAAAACUGUGGAAGCUUUCCUCAAGAAAGCAGCAAAGAAGAGAAAAUUUCAGGUGAUAGUAGCAGAGUGUGCACCAUUUUAUCAGGGUCAGGAACUGGCAGUAAGUCUGGCAAAGGCAGGAAUUGAGACGACAGUAAUAAAUGAUUCAGCAGUGUUUGCCAUUAUGUCCAGAGUAAACAAAGUCAUCAUUGGCACACACACUGUCAUGGCAAAUGGAGGUUUGAAAGCCAUCAAUGGUAGCCAUGCUUUGGCCCUAGCAGCAAAACAUUAUUCUGUACCGUUGAUAGUGUGUGCAGCCAUGUUUAAGUUAUCACCACAGUACCUCUGUUCCUACGAUCAGGAUGCCUUUAACAAAUUUGUGAGUCCCCAUGAUGCCAUGAACUUCUCUGAGGGCGAGAUUUUAUCUAAGGUCCAGAUAGCCAACCCAGUAUUUGACUAUGUACCACCAGAACUAGUUACACUCUUUGUCUCCAAUAUUGGCGGAAAUGCACCAUCUUAUGUGUACAGACUUUUAAGUGAACUUUACCAUCCAGAGGACCAUGAACUUUGAUCUUGUGUUGUGCAAAAAUAAAAAAGUGACAUUAUCGUAUCAUUCUACAGCAGAAAUCAUGAAUCCUUGUGGCAUGUUCUGUGAACACAAUUUAAAAUUUGAGUAUG
Messenger RNA from Ylistrum balloti, 1231 nucleotides. Its product is annotated as translation initiation factor eIF-2B subunit beta-like. The coding region runs from base 63 to 1124 and encodes 353 amino acids. Gene Ontology annotation, biological process: translational initiation. Gene Ontology annotation, cellular component: eukaryotic translation initiation factor 2B complex. The record is from RefSeq and is a predicted model, not a curated record. The transcript has 13 exons. Lineage: Eukaryota; Metazoa; Mollusca; Bivalvia; Pectinida; Pectinidae. Gene Ontology annotation, molecular function: guanyl-nucleotide exchange factor activity; translation initiation factor activity.